This is a messenger RNA of Spirometra erinaceieuropaei, 3149 nucleotides long. The record is from the annotation of a GenBank genome assembly. NCBI's taxonomy places the organism in Eukaryota, Metazoa, Platyhelminthes, Cestoda, Diphyllobothriidea, Diphyllobothriidae.
AUGGGCAUUGAUGAUGAUGAUGAUGAUGAUGAUGAUGAUGAUGAUGAUGAUGAUGAUGAUGAUGAUGAUGAUGAUGAUGAUGAUGAUGAUGAUGAUGAUGAUAGUGGCCUUCGUCAUCGAUUUCAUCGUUGAUUUCAGUGCUGGGGGAGAGCUUGCUGCCCAGAUACGUGAAGUUGUCCAUCACUUGCAGUUGGGUUUCGUCCACGCUAAUUUACGACGCAUUGUGGACAUUGAUGGGUGGCGGUGAAUGCAUGAUCACCGUCUUCUCCGUGUUUAUGAUCAGGCCGAAGGUGUCGCAGGCGGCAAAGAAUAGAUCCAUGCUCCUUUGCAUGUCCCCUUGUGAGGUGGCGUUCCGGACGUAGUCAUCGGUGAAGAGAACUUCAUGGACGUUGACUGUGGAGGCGUGCGACUGGAAAUGCAUCCGCCAGUGGUUGAGAAGGUGGCCAGCCGCCCUGUAGGCGAUGCGGAUCCCGGGGGACGUUCGUCAUAAAGGGCGUCCAUCAGCUUGGCAGACGGAAGGCCAUCGCACGUAAAGACGGUCAAUGAAGGGCGUUGAUCAGGUUGCACAGAGUGAAUGCAAGCUCAUCAUAACUCCUGCGGUUGGAGGGCGGAAGGAAAGCCAACAACUGCUACAAAACCCGAGAGGUGCCAAAAGGGCGACUAGAAAUAUAUCCGGCGAAUGGUGAGGAGGUGGCCAGCUGUCAGGUGAGCAAGGCGGAUUCCCAGCCGUUUGUCAGGAUAGACGUUCAUCAGUAUGGCAGGGAACAUAAGACUUAAGCAUAGCACUGCUUCAUACCGUUGUUCACCGUCGAAACAUGGCCGAACUACGGGUGAAAUUGAGACUUUAAUUCAACUGGGACACAGGCAUCCUCUCCUCUGAAGGUUUCCAAAUGACAGAAUGUUUCGACAUCGACAAAGUGUUGAGAAAAAGGGGUAUUUAGGUGUCAGACUUACCUCCUCAGAGGCUUGGAUAGUUUACAAAUAUGCAAAAUAUCAGACCGGCGUCUGAACGCUUGGAAAGAUUUGGUUGACGAAUUUGAUGCCAAAAUAUUUAAUACGUGCUAAGUGCCGGUUGAAAGUAGUCCGAUGGUCAUUCUGAAUAAGUAAAUUAAACAAUCAACAGUGUCAAGACUUUGGAAAUUUGCGGCCAAUUCCAGACUCGAGUGCCACCAGCAAUGUAAACUCCCUUCCACGAAGGCUGGAGAAGUAAGUUUGCAUUGAUAGACUAUAGUUUUAAAUUAAAUACGGUCAUUUCUCGCAACCGCUGCCCGUUCCUAAUCGUUUUCAGACUUGAAUUUAUUAAUUCCUUCAUUGCUUCUAUAUAACAAAUCAUCGCAUCUCAGUCAAUUCAAAGGCGUAAAUAAUAUCACGAAGCCUCGAGAAAAUCUCGUGGAAUCUACACUCAGGAUGUAGGCUGUUGGCAUAUCGUCUUGCAUGUGUUUUUAUUCUCUUUGGGACUUUAUCUAUGAGCAUGGAUAUUGGAUCCUCACGUUGAUAUCGGUCUGCGAGUUAUUAGAGAUCGUUUCUAAAUUUCGACGCCCAAUCGUGAGUAAGGAAACGAACAGUACGAUUUCAACGUUAUGGCAAGUCAAGAAGAUUAUUAGGAUGAUGACUGUCAUGAUGAAGAGAUGGAUUGAUGCUGACUUCUUUUCAUUCACUAUGGCAUGAGACAGCCUACCUGGUGUGGUGGCCCAAUGGGGAAUAGUUGAAGUUAAAACGGACACUUGCCUGUUGAGAAACAAACCACACAUAUAAUCAAGACUGCGUCAGUGAGGGCAGUUUUUGCCCCGUUGGCACACGACAGUUCGACGGCCGCUUCCAAUGAUGUCCACCUCGUGCUUCACAAGAAGGUGAGAACAUGGACACUGACUUGCGCGUGACAUAGUUUAUAGUGAAUGCAGACUUUCGGAGCACCUACCGCACUUUCUUAUCUUACCUCACCCUGAUCCCGUGUUAAGACAUAAUUUACAAGAUCAGAGGUGGAGGAGGGCGCAGGUGGCUGGCAUGGCCAAAGCCGCGCCUAGGCGUGCCGCCAACGGCUGGGUGGGAUCCACAGAGUGGGAGUGCCAUGAAGGCCACAUUAAGAAGGAGCCAUUGCAGCCUGACUCCUAGACCGCCAGACGGCCGCUCCACACAAACAUACACAACACUGGGACGACUGUGAUUUCCAAGUUAUCCCGUCAGUAGGCAGCCUUCCAAGCCACGGCUUUUAGCGCACCGUGAUAGCUUCGAGCGCGUCAGAUUGUUUAUAGUGAGGAGAAAGUGCGCUGAGUCGUCGACCUCACUCUCCCUUCCCAUCCCCACACCCCAGCCGCAGUCCGAGCCGGUCAGAAGACUGGAGUGGGGAAUGGGCGCGGUGGCUGACAUGGUCGACUGACCAUGUCUGCGCGCGCCACAGCACGACCUGGCCCCCCUACACACACAAACACCAGGAUUUCACACAACGGGGAUUGAACGGCGUGUCUCUCACUUGCGUGAGAGGGCCGUGGGAGGUGCUGUUUCAGCCCGUCCACACACACACACACAAACAAGGGGACCGACUGCAUGUACCGAAUGUAGGCGUCAAUCAGCAGCCUUCCCAUCCACGACGCUUGACGUGUCGGGGUAGUUUCAGACUCAAGUCGCCCGUGCAGCCGAAGCCACAUGUGGUGGUGGUGGUGGUGGUGGUGGUGGUGGUGGUGGUGGUGGUGGUGGUGAUAAUGAUGAUGAUGGCCUUCGUCAUCGAUUUCAUCGUCGAUUUCGGUGCUGCGGGAGAGUGUGUUGCCCAGAUACAUGAAGUUGUCCAUCACUUGCAGUUGGGUUCCGUCCACGCUGAUUAACGACGCAUUGUGGGUAUUGAUGGGUGGCGGUGGAUGCAUGAUUACCGGCUUCUCCGUGUUUAUGAUCAGGCCGAAGGUGUCGCAGGCGGCAAAGAAUAGAACCAUGCUCCUUUGCCUGUUCCCUUGUGAGGUGGCGCUCCAGACAAAGUCAUCGGCGAAGAGAACUUCGUGGACGGUGGAUGUGGAUGCAUACGACUGGAAGUGCAUCCGCCAGUGGUUGAGAAGGUGGCCAGCCGCUCUGUAAGCUUUGCGGAUCGGAGGAAGUUAGUCGUGGAGGGUGUCCAUCAGCUUGGCAGACGAAAGGGCAUCGCACGUAAUAACGGCCAAUGA